This is a messenger RNA of Colletotrichum godetiae, 784 nucleotides long. RefSeq lists its product as uncharacterized. Lineage: Eukaryota; Fungi; Ascomycota; Sordariomycetes; Glomerellales; Glomerellaceae. The transcript has a single exon. The record is from RefSeq and is a predicted model, not a curated record. The coding region runs from base 189 to 581 and encodes 130 amino acids.
GCGGCCGAUGUCUGGAAGUUGCCGCUGCAGUGGCGACCCAGUAAUCCAGUUCCAAGGGAGAACAAGAAGGAUGGGAUCCUGCAGCUUCUGGCUCCAGACUGACCAUCUCGCCAUCCCACUGAACGAGAAACACACAAAGAGACACUGAGAAGGAGGCAGAGCAGCUCUGAAAGCUGCCCGUAGAAGAGAUGAUGGGGCGGAGUGCAUAUUUCCCCCCAUCUCCAGGCAUCCGUCUGGUCCUAUUUGCUGGGAUUAUCUGCGGGUUUUGUGGACUCUGCAGGACAUUUUGCUGGAGAAACCCAACGUGGCGGAGCUUGUUUCUUCAUCUGCUCUCAUGUUUGGUUGGUCUGGUCAUCGGCGCUCGUUUGUUGUUCGGUUUGGAAAAGAGUGUGUCUUGUGUCAAAAGCACCGACAUUCGUGAUAGCAGCGGCGGAGGUUGUCGAGGCGUUGCGCCUUGCGUCUGUUCUCUGCCCACUUUCGUCCCGAUGACAUGGUCAGGACCAGGGCAAAGGCCUAUCGCAUCACGCACAUCAAGACCCUCAGCCAAGGUAUGCGGUGCCGGUUCAUGUACAGAUGAAUAAGAAAUUAAUCACGACCGUUCCAACGUUCUGUCUUACUGUAAGACAGCCCGACGAAUGGGAUUGAGUGGGCACCCAGCAGCAGCAGCAGCAGCAACAGCAGUAUCCGUAACUGCACCUGCAAUAAUAUCCGGCGGGCGAGACAUCUGGGGAGAGAAGGAGGAAGAAAGCAGGGGUUGGCGGUACAGAGAAACGCGGCGGCAGAU